AUGGCUUUCGCAACCGCAGCUGCUUCUGACCAGGAUGGCUCAGCGGCCGUGGAUUGGAAGCACACGCCUAACGUUGGUAUCCAGGUUAACCUCGUGCUCCGAGUGCUCUUUGCCAUCAUCGGCACCGGGCUAUGUUGGCCACCCCUUCGGACUCUAUGGCACUAUGUUGAUCUCCCGGGAGUUACACUCAUCAUAGUAGUGGCGCUAAUGAACCUCUUCGCCGUCCUAAAUGCUAUGAUUUGGAGCAAUGACAACUGGGACGACUGGUGGGACGGAAAGGGACUAUGCGAUGUACAAGUAUAUCUGUCGACGCCGAUGAAGACCAUCUACGCGGCUACUAUCUUUGUAACCGUCUAUGAGCUGUCGCAGAAAUUUGACGCCAGCCGAGUGAUAAUACUCAACUCUCGACAGGACCGAAACCGAGAAUUGAAACAAGCUCUUGUCAUCUUCGUGGUUCCGUUCAUCCAGUUGGUCAUGACGUACUUCACUCUAUCACAGCGGUACAAGGUCGGCACGCUUGUCGGGUGUAUCGCUGAGUACGACAACAGCUGGCCCAAGAUUAUAUUUUUCGAUGUGCCGAAUCCAAUCUUUGUGGUCUUGUCCAUCCCCUUUACCUUCUGGUCCUAUCUACGCUAUAGAAAAUACUCUAGAAACAGCCAAAUAGCAAUUGGGUCCAGCAACCAGGCCGUAGCCCGGCGUGUUCGGCUACGCCGUCGCCUAUACAAUGUCACGGCGUCAAUCAUGCUUGUCUAUGCCCCGAUAUCAUUCAUCUUACUAGCCCAAAACAUUCAAAAGGCAGUUAAAUCGCCACCCGCGGCGUAUGACUUCCGUCGUAUACACGACGACGCAGACCCGUACCCAUGGAACUCUGUUACAUUUGUGCCAUCGUGGAACCUGGAGUGGCUCGAAACGAACCAACCGUGGUUCGCGAUUUUGACCACGGUGACUAUCAUUGGUUUCUUCGGCACAAGCGAAGAUUGCUUCCCCGUAUACCGUAGGUAUAUGGUAUGGCUGGGCUUAGGACGGUGCUUCCCGCGCCUCCGACAGCAGGAGAUUCCUCCUAGUGAACCUCGCUUUAUUGAUGACCCUGACGAAUUGCUUCGUAACGGAAUCGAGCUUGUGGAAAUGGGCGGCGUAAAUAGGGCGGUGACAGAGUAAGAGUCU
Daldinia decipiens is the source of this 1164-nucleotide messenger RNA. Its product is annotated as pheromone A receptor-domain-containing protein. Gene Ontology annotation, biological process: G protein-coupled receptor signaling pathway. Gene Ontology annotation, molecular function: mating-type factor pheromone receptor activity. Gene Ontology annotation, cellular component: membrane. The transcript is spliced from 2 exons. The coding region runs from base 1 to 1158 and encodes 385 amino acids. NCBI's taxonomy places the organism in Eukaryota, Fungi, Ascomycota, Sordariomycetes, Xylariales, Hypoxylaceae. The record is from RefSeq and is a predicted model, not a curated record.